Molecule: messenger RNA, 225 nt
Organism: Blepharisma stoltei
Lineage: Eukaryota; Ciliophora; Heterotrichea; Heterotrichida; Blepharismidae
Source: the annotation of a GenBank genome assembly
AUGGGCUGCAGUGUUAUAAGCAAGGUUAAUGUGAAGUUGAUAGAAAAAGAAGGGGAAACGGCUUCUCGGAAUGCAUCUAAUUUACAGCUAGUUCGGAACAGCGAAAUUAAUCAGUCUGCAAGAAAAGACUCAAAUGCAUCAUUAAAUUUUGAGAUGGAUGGUAACGUCUACACGAUUAAAGUUUCAUUUGUAGGCACACCAAACUCAUCAAAUAUUUUACAAUAA